Messenger RNA from Diorhabda carinulata, 6988 nucleotides. RefSeq names its product NADPH:adrenodoxin oxidoreductase, mitochondrial (gene dare). Lineage: Eukaryota; Metazoa; Arthropoda; Insecta; Coleoptera; Chrysomelidae. The transcript has 4 exons. Gene Ontology annotation, cellular component: mitochondrion. Gene Ontology annotation, biological process: ubiquinone biosynthetic process. The record is from RefSeq and is a predicted model, not a curated record. Bases 587 to 1981 code for a protein of 464 amino acids.
UGAUUUGGACAACGUUUACUUUCAACAAAACGGCGCUACGUGCCACACAAGCAAACGAAACCAUCGAUCUUUUACGGGAAAAAUUUCCGGACCGUGUUAUCUCUCGAAGAGGUGAUCACAAUUGGCCACCGAGAUCUUGUGAUUUAACACCUUGCGACUUUUUUCUUUGCGGCCACGUGAAAGAUAAGGUCUACGCCAACAGUCCAGUAUCGAUUCAAGACCUCAAAGAUGGAAUUCGUGAGGCUAUCGAGGACAUAGAGCAGCCGCUUUGCAAUUUGGUUACGGAAAAUUUUUUGAAAACUUUUCAUUGAAAAGGAUAUGGUCCUGUAAGCGCAGUCGUGGCGGCCAUUUGGCUGAUGUUGUGUUCUAUUAUUAACGACAUACCUUCCUCUUUAUAAUGAAAUAAACAUCUAUCAUUUAUCUCAAAAAAUGGCAUUUUUAUUUGAAUAUCAAAAUAACACCUCUUAUUGGAAAACCCCUUACUUGUAAGUCUUCUCUAACAGUACUCCCUGUAUAUCCUUUCCUAAUAUAUAAUUCCACGGAGUUUAUUUCUAAAUUUAGUUGACUAGCAUACGUUAACCUCAAAAUGACGCUACGACCCAAUUAUUUCUUAAACAAAUUUUUUACAACUAACGCUCAAAUAAUACCAAAAAUUUGUAUUGUUGGAGCUGGAACAGCUGGUUUUUAUGCAGCACAACAAUUAAUUAAAAAAUUGAAGACUCCCCAAAUAGAUAUUAUUGAAAAAUUGCCAGUGCCUUUUGGUUUGGUAAGAUUUGGUGUUGCACCCGACCACCCUGAAGUUAAAAACGUAGUUAAUACUUUUACGAAGGUAGCAGAAAAUCCUUGUGUAAGAUUCCUAGGAAAUGUGAAACUUGGAACAGAUGUUACCUUAAAACAACUUCGAGAUGCAUAUCAUGUCGUUUUAUUAACAUACGGAGCAAAUGAAAGUAAGAAGCUAGAUAUUCCAGGUGAAAAUUUGAAAAAUGUAAUUGAAGCAAGAAGAAUUGUAGGAUGGUACAAUGGUACGCCAUGGGAUAAAGAUCUAGAUAUUGAUUUAAGUGGUGAAACUGCUACUAUUUUUGGACAGGGUAACGUUGCAAUAGAUGUUGCUAGGAUUUUAUUAUCAGAUGUAGAUGAAUUAAAGAAAACUGAUAUCACCGAGUAUGCCUUAGAAGCCUUAUCAAAAUCAAAAAUAAAAACCGUGUACUUCAUAGGACGGCGGGGUCCCUUACAAGCUGCCUUUACCAUAAAAGAACUGAGAGAAAUGCUGAAACUUCCGUCAUGCUCUACAAUAUGGAGACCAGAAGAUUUCGUCGGUAUCUCGGAACAUCUUGCCAAUUUGUCCAGGCAAAAGAAACGAAUAACUGAACUUAUGUUGAAAUCUUUGGAGGAAAAUAAUACACAAGCAAAUAAGGAAUUUAAGCCGAUCUUUUUCAGGUCACCAUUAGAGCUUGUGGGUACAGACAAAGUUGAAAAAGUUAUUUUGGGAAUCAAUAAACUUGAAGGGGAGGAUAUUUUAAAACAGAAAGCAGUAUUGUUAGACAAGACAGAAGAAUUAAAUGCAGAUUUAGCAAUUCCCAGUAUAGGCUAUAGGUCUAUGCAGGUUGAAAGUAGUAUUCCCUUUGAUUUUAAAAGAGGUGUGGUUCAGAACAACAAAUCACGAGUUGAUAAAGGAUUAUAUGUUUCUGGAUGGCUUGGCACAGGUCCCAUUGGAGUCAUAUUAAGCACAAUGGGCAACGCUUUUGAAGUAGCCGAUACUAUUGUAAAUGAUAUAAAUAGCGAAAAUUUAGUAGAUAAGCCUAAAGGUGGUUACGAAGACAUCACGAAUACAUUGAUUGAAAAAAAUAUUCAAGUUAUCAGUUGGCAACAUUGGGAGAAAAUUGAUAAGUAUGAACAGGAUAAAGGUGUAAAACUUGGAAAGCCUAGAGAAAAAGUUGUCGAUAUUGAUAAGAUGUUGAGAAUAGCAGAUUCUUCAUUAUAGCACAAAAAAAUGUGAAUAUGAAGAGAAAAAAGUGCUGCAGUAUUUCAAAUGCGUUUAUAUACAUGUAGUAGAAGAUAUAUAUUUUUUAAUAGGAAAUUUUACAGUACCAGGUUUAUUUAUAGUGCUAGAGAUCAGCAUUUAUUUAAUUUUUAGCUCAAUUUUAUAUUUUUGUUAUUAUUUUUUCACUAUAUAUUAAAUUCAAUAGGAUUGUUAGUAACCAACUUAACCCAUGAGAGCCCAAAUAAUUUUAUUUCGUUUUUGUCAACUUUAACAAGUUUUUUUUUACCAACAUGUUACUAAACUAAUACAAAAAGUACAUUUUUUUUCUAUAUGAACAUUAUUUUUUUAAAAAUCAUGUGUUGCCAAAUAUGUAUGCAAUGAAGUGGAAUUAGUAACGAAAAAGAGAUACUAUUAUCGGCGUACAGAUGCUGUAGCAAUGGAAAUAAUCUUGAUUGAAUUUAAUAAUAUAUAAGGGGAGGAGUGGGUAUUUUGCCCACUUAAGAAAAAUUAUUGAUAUCUGCAACUUUAAAGCCGGGAGUAAACUUUUUUAAGAGUCUCUAGGCAUGAGCAUUAGGGUGUCCGUUAUUUUCCAGAUUGGGUUUUGUUCUACAAACGCCCCUCAAAUUAUUAGGUUAUAAUUAAAAAAAUAUCAGACUCAAACCAACCCUUUAUAUUCACAUUAACCCGUGCCUAAUUCAUAACCAUCUAAAUUACAUAGGAUUUUUAUACUUUUUACAGUUAAUUUUUUUCCACUGAAUGUUACUAUAUGGUAACCAGGUUCUGAUGAUGAGAAAGAUGCAACGACGCAACCCCAUCGAGUUUGGGCUCGUUUGAUUAGUCUUAACGAGUAUUUUGAUACUAGAUGGUAACCAGAGUCUGAUGAUGAGAAAGAUGGCCAUAGGAACUCAACAAUUAAAUGAACGACGCAACCCCAUCGAGUUUGGGCUCGUUUGAUUCGUCUUAACGAGUAUUUUGAUACUAGAUGGUAACCAGAGUCUAAUGAUGAGAAAGAUGGCCAUAGGAACUCCGUAAUUAAAUGAACAAGGCAAUAAAGUAUUAUUUAUUGUUGAGCGGAUUACGUCGCCUAUCAGAGUUAUACCCACCAUAUAGAGGGUUAUAUCGGUAAUAAAGUUUUGGCUGCUAAUAAAACAUUACAAAAUUUUCAUCAAAAACUAAUUGCACUUAUUUUAAAAAAUAACAAAACUUGAAUAAUUAUUAAACCACCAGAAUAUUUUUAGGCAUAAAAUACCACUAAAAAUUAUUACUCUAGAGACUGCAUAAAAGAUAUCAAGUCAAUUUAUACAAAUAUAAUUUUUCUACGACCGUGCGUUUUAACCCACUUUCCCGCACGCAUUUUAGUUUUGAAAGUGUCCCACGCUAGUGCGGGAGAGUAAAAUUAUGCAAAUUUUGACUUUAUUAGAUAGUUUUUUACUUCGGAGAUUAUAACUAUUGUUACUACAGGUAAAUAAAUAUUUACGAAAUAGUCCAUCAAAUAAAAUUUAAACCUUUUCUAAUUUUUUGAAAAUAUAAAAUAAUACAGAUAUUUUUUGUAUAACCAUGUACAUUCUUCAAAGGAGUGUCACAAAACAACUAUCAAACCACCCGGGUUUGAUAUCAGUUACUAUGACAACCCAGGUGUGUAAUUAUUACUAAAACGUUUUGGAAGUGACUGAAUAAGUACAAUCUUCUUCUAAAUUAAACCACGUUAAACCGAAUUCGAUACAAUAAUAUUAAUGGAUUCAUCCGACGAAGAACUUCCCGAAGCCAUUUUGAAGGCUGCAAAUGAAGCUAAUUCCGAGCUGUUACUUGCCAAAUCCAGACUAAGGUAUGAGAAGCAAUACGACCAUUUUGUUACAUGGUGUAAGGAGAAAGGGGUCAAAGCUUAUAAGGAAGAGGUAUUUCUGGCAUAUUUUUCAGACCUAAGUAAGGUUUUGAAAUCUAAUACAUUAUGGUCCCACUAUUCGAUGGUAAAAAGUUUAGUAAAAAUAAAACAAAAUUUGGAUAUAGGAAACUUCCAUAAGCUAACGUCGUUACUUAAACAAAAAAAUAUUGGUUUUCGAGCACAGAAAGCGCAAGUUUUUACCAAAGAAGAUAUAUCCAGGGUUAUGCUAGCUCCCGAUGAGGUAUACCUGAUGAAAGUGAGUACUAGUGAGCACUAGCUGGAGCUCUCCGCAGAUCCUAGCUUGUACAUAUCACUGUCGACGACAUUCAAGAUAAAGGCAUAAUUGUUGUGAAAAUUUCUGAUUCCAAAAAUCAUUCGACAAGAUCAUUUGUUUUAUCUGAAGAAAUAAAUGAUGGAACAUAUUUGACGCUGUACAGAAAGUACGCAGAUUUACGAUUUUCACAACCAAAUACUUAAAAUCUUUCACUCUUUGGAAUUGGUAUCGUCCUAGAUUCUCAUUAUUUUUCAUUCUCUUGGGUACCAACAUGUACUUAAAUUUUUUAAUAUUAACCUCCAACUUCUCUAGGUUUUUCUUAUCUAUUGCCAGAAGUGUCAGGUCACCAUUAUAUUAUACUAUCUGCGUACGUUUUUCCUACCUCUAUUUCAUCUAUUACUCUUAUUGAGAUAUUGAAUAGAGUCGUUAAAAAAGCUUUUCCUGUACCUAACAUCUUUUCUUAUUGGAUUUACCUUUGUUAGCCCAUCCUCCAUCAACAUUUUGAUUGUUCAUCAUUGACCGACAAAAACUUGAAGCAACGAAAUAGAGGAGGACAUAAGAAAAUAUAGAAAACUGGUGAGCAAAAUGCCGGAACCGAAAAGAAUGGAAAAUAAUAACAAAAGCAGCCAAAACAAACGACAAACUUAAAAUAGAAAAUGAGGAGUAAUCCACCUCAAAGGCUUGAUGAUGAUGAUGGGCUGAAAAUGAUAGAUAUUUAUUGACAAUCAAUACGCCUUCAAUUUUACAAAAAAAUUUAUUUUUCGUGAUUAAAAGCUUGACUGCUUGAAGAUUCGGUUUUUAUUUUCUUUUGGAGGGGUUCGGACUGUUCAUUUUUCUUUUUAAUGCUUUAUUUUCAUCAGAAGGAGCGUCAAACAAAUUAACCACUAGCUUUUGGGCUCUUGAAUUUAUGAAUUUUUUUCUUUGAACCCUUUUUGCUUUAAUCUUAGGAGUGGACAACAUUUCUGUAAAAGAUGUGUUUAGCUUCGAUUUGGCGUCUUCAAAGGUAAUAGUUGGUAAAGAUUCCAUAACUUCGUCGUCUGAUAUGAUUAUGUCAAGAACCGAGAAUCUGAAGAGCAUCGCCUUCAGAGCUAACAUCUUGGUCAUUGGAAGAAUGUUUAGAAGGUUGUUUUGAUCCUUUUAGCUGAAGAUUGAGUAAUUGGUUCUGCAGAAGAACUUUGUUCACUUUUUGCAGUUUUUUUCUGAUUUGAGAAAAUGGUUGUGCCCUGUUCAUUUUCAUCAUUUGGAUUUUCAAGCUCUGUUAGGCGUGAAAGUAUAUUCCCGUAGCUUUGAACACUGACAUAAUAUUUCCAGGUGUUAUUGUCUUAGCCCAUACUAAGAAAAUAUUUUCCCAGACUGUACGUCUUAUCGAGCGUUAAGGAUUGUUCAUCCAAUAACGAAGAACCUCUUCGUCCCAAAAAGAUUCAAGCUGUAGCUCAUGAGUAGUGUUACUUGGCAAAAAAAACAAAGUAAUGUCUUACUUUUCAGCAGCUUUAACAAUGUUUAUUGUAACAAUUUUUAUCUCCUACUCAAAACUGUUCAAAAUGUUCGAUCCACUUCACAAAAACGUCGUUUGUCAUACUUCCUAUGGGUGUCAUAACGACCUUGGUUCCGGGAGGAAGAUUUUCUUCCCAUUCUGGUUUCAGCCACUGACCCUUGAAUAAUAUCAUCGGUGGUAUGUACUGACCACUGAUCAUUGGCACAUGACACGAUUGUCACAUUUUCAGCAUGCUCAGGUGCUACUAUAUGCAUUCACUUGAUCCCUUUCUGGGCAAAAAUUUCCUGUUGGUGGUUCAGUGUCAAACAGCAGCCGAUAUUGUAAAUGUUCUGAGGUUUACCAGCAACAUCCAAUUCCUCCAUGACUACCUUCAAUUUGUCAAAGAAAUCGGUGACAAUCAUUUUAUUAAGUUUACUUGCUCUUGUGGGAUUCAAAUUUUGUGUUUUACGCCCAGCUAAAUCAGGGUGGCGACCCAGAAAAAGUCUCAACUACUUACGUCCAGCUUUUUGUUUCUUCGUGUUAAAAGUAUGAGGAAUAUUAUUUUUCUCGCAGUAAGAAAACACACAUUAUUUUGCUUGUAAUAGGAAUUCCAACAUCAGCCAACCCAAAAGAUUCUUGAGCAAAGUUCAGUUUCUUAAUCAGAUGAUAAAAUCGGAUUUCUACCUAAUUUUUUAGUGGAUAUACCUGUCGCAAAUGGUUUCAUAAGGUCCUCCUUGGUAUCCGAAAUUCCUUGAAGCCUGAUUGACAGACAUUUUAUUUCCAACAGCAUUCAAAACCUGCUCCAUUCAUUCUUCAUUCCAUUCAGCUCGCUUUUUCUUAAUUGCAUUUGAUUCCAUCUCGUCUCAAACAUAUGAACAAAUAUCGUUAGUUCAAUGCAACUAAACAUACUAAUAGGCUUAUAUUUAUAAAUUAUGUGAGAGUCUACGGAAUCAUAAAGCUUAAAGCACAGCAUAAAGGUUAAAACAUGUAUUAAACCACUUCCCUAAUAAGGCUAGCUGCUGGCCUUAUUGGGGCACCCCUGUUUACCAAUAGAAUUUGAUACAGUUACUCCUAUAUACUUCAGUUUUUUUCAAAAACGUUUACCGUGAUCUUAUAAUACAGUUUAUCUCCAGUGUUGUUCAUAUGCAAUGUGACUAACAGUGGUACGUCUAGCGUAGGAACUUGAAACUACAAGGACAUCAAAAUCACCGAUAACCCACUGCUAUUCUGCUACUUCUGCAAAAGUACCUGUACCAUAAACUUUACAUGUCUUUAAUUGAUUUUGCUUUUGUAUGUAUUUCCGAAAUUAUAUUUUUAUUAUUUCUAGGACUCUUAACAUUUACAAUACUACUGUUAUUAAUAAAAUAUUUUGUAAUU